This is a messenger RNA of Boleophthalmus pectinirostris (great blue-spotted mudskipper), 801 nucleotides long. RefSeq lists its product as uncharacterized. The transcript has 3 exons. NCBI's taxonomy places the organism in Eukaryota, Metazoa, Chordata, Actinopteri, Gobiiformes, Gobiidae. The record is from RefSeq and is a predicted model, not a curated record. Gene Ontology annotation, biological process: response to bacterium. The coding region runs from base 1 to 801 and encodes 266 amino acids.
AUGAUCCAACCAUCUACAGUUCUGUUCGUCCUAAGUCUUGUGUCGGCCAGUAAAGCUCAGGUGAAUCUUCAUGAAAGAAACCAUUUCCUCUUAGCUGCUGCAGGAGAUAACAUCACCUUAAAAUGUUCCUAUGAAGACAACAGCAAACUGCACGGUGCCACACAUCACUGGUACAAGCAAAGUUUGGGCACAAAACCAAAGCUGAUUUCUUCUUUUGCCAAAUAUCACCUGAUAGAAAGUUUGCAAGGAGAAUUCAACAAAAGCCGUCGAUUCACACUGGAUACUGAACAUGACCAGAAUAACCUAAAUAUAAAACAUGUACAAAUGUCCGACUCAGCAGUUUACCUGUGCAUAAGUUGUUUUCUACACGAUCUAGACGUCAUAGAAAGUGUCACUGUGAUUGUGAAGAGUUUGAGCCCAACAGUUAAAGUCCGUCAGUCUCCACAUGAGGAAACAGAACCAGGAAAUAAUGUGACUCUAAACUGUAGUGUCCAGACUGAGAGGUGUGAAGGACAGCACAGGGUUCACUGGUUCAAACAGUCUGAAGAGUCUGCAGCAGGAGUCCUGUACAGUCAUGGAGGAGGUCGUGUGGGUGAUGGGUGCAAGAACAAUGGAAAAAGUCCAACCAACUCCUGUGUGUACAGCCUCCCCAUACACAAUGUGAACUCAGAGCAGACUGGGACCUACUACUGCGCUGUGGCCGCCUGUGGACAAGUCCUGUUUGGAAACGGGACCAGGAUCACAAUAAAAUACAGCUUCAUCAGGGCUCGUGUGGGUGACUGUAACUCCCACCCGAUGUAG